This is a messenger RNA of Agrilus planipennis (emerald ash borer), 596 nucleotides long. RefSeq lists its product as uncharacterized. Bases 107 to 538 code for a protein of 143 amino acids. The transcript has 2 exons. The record is from RefSeq and is a predicted model, not a curated record. Lineage: Eukaryota; Metazoa; Arthropoda; Insecta; Coleoptera; Buprestidae.
UCUAUGAAACGUCCCAUUGUUAUUGUCUCCUCCAUUUAAUUUGAUGUUUAUUUACAUCGAUAAUGUGCCUGGAUAUUAUAUUUUAAAAAAGAAAUUUUGAAAUUUCAUGGAUACCUCACUGAAAGAGAUUGUUAGCAAUCAUCCAAUCGAAGCCGUUAUUUUAUGGUCAAAAUUGCACCAUGAAGGCAAGACUUUUCUAACUGAAUGUACUGAAAAUUUUACAAGACUACAGAUCGUCAAACUUUAUUAUACGGCUGUGGCACUAGGCGGUUACAACGUGCUAAAAUUGCAUCAAAAAGACAUUGGUGAUGUUACGAUAGAAACAUCAGAAGGAUUUAGUGAUUUUUCCCAAUAUUUAAAGCUGGAUGGUGACUAUCAUUGCAAGAAUUACAUGCCUUCUCUUUUAGAGCUUAGUCGUUUAGCUGCUCGUAAAUUUAUUAUUAGUGUCAAGAAUGUGCCAGACACUUCUACCUUCAAUAACAUCUCCAAGAAUUUGAAAAUCCCUAACAAUUUGGUGGACUACAUUUCUUUUAAGUAAAUAAUGUUUGUUUUGUCUUAAGAAUUUAUGGAGUAAAUACAUGAUAAUUUAUUUGUAA